This is a messenger RNA of Drosophila ficusphila, 1571 nucleotides long. RefSeq names its product syntaxin-7 (gene Syx7). NCBI's taxonomy places the organism in Eukaryota, Metazoa, Arthropoda, Insecta, Diptera, Drosophilidae. Gene Ontology annotation, cellular component: endomembrane system; synaptic vesicle; membrane. The record is from RefSeq and is a predicted model, not a curated record. The coding region runs from base 251 to 1117 and encodes 288 amino acids. Gene Ontology annotation, biological process: intracellular protein transport; vesicle-mediated transport; vesicle fusion. Gene Ontology annotation, molecular function: SNARE binding; SNAP receptor activity. The transcript is spliced from 6 exons.
UUGAUUUCGUCCAGUUGGCAGUUCCGUUCCAAUUGUUGUAAAAAACUAACUAAAUCUGCAAAUUUGCCAACUUCCUACGCCUUUAAAUUUACAAAUUGCUGCGAGUGCAACGCAAAACAAGUUAAAAAGAUAUGUGCUAAGGUCAAGGCCAUCGACGAAGGUCACCAAUCGGGCAGCAAGGGCGAACACAAAGGAAUAACUUAUUGCCAGCGAUAACUUGAAGGUCAGCAAAGUGUCUGCCUACGAAAGUAUGGACUUGCAGCAUAUGGAGAAUGGCCUAAAUGGCGGGGGAGGAGGAGGCGGAGGGGGCGGUGGCCUCAGUGAAAUAGAUUUCCAAAGGUUGGCCCAGAUCAUUGCCACCAGCAUACAGAAGGUCCAGCAGAACGUGUCCACAAUGCAGCGCAUGGUCAAUCAACUGAACACGCCCCAGGAUUCCCCGGAACUCAAGAAACAGCUCCACCAAAUAAUGACCUACACCAAUCAGCUGGUGACCGACACAAACAAUCAAAUCAACGAGGUGGACAAGUGCAAGGAGCGCCACCUGAAGAUCCAGCGGGAUCGGCUGGUCGAUGAGUUCACGGCGGCACUGACCGCCUUCCAGGCUGUCCAGCGCAAGACGGCGGACAUUGAGAAGACGGCGUUGCGGCAGGCGCGCGGGGAUAGCUACAACAUCGCCCGUCCUCCAGGUUCCUCGCGCACUGGCAGCUCUAACAGCAGCGCCAGCCAGCAGGAAAAUGGCUCCUUCUUCGAGGACAACUUCUUCAAUCGCAAAUCCAACCAGCAGCAGCAGAUGCAGACCCAGAUGCAGGAGCAGGUUGAUCUGCAGGCGCUCGAGGAGCAGGAGCAGGUCAUUCGGGAGCUGGAAAACAACAUUGUAGGCGUGAACGAGAUCUACAAGAAGCUGGGCGCCCUGGUUUACGAACAGGGACUUACGGUGGACUCGAUCGAGUCGCAAGUGGAGCAGACUAGCAUUUUCGUAUCACAGGGAACGGAGAAUUUGCGCAAGGCGAGCUCUUAUAGGAACAAGGUGCGCAAGAAGAAGCUCAUCCUGGUGGGCAUCCUGAGCGCCGUGCUGUUGGCCAUCAUCUUGAUACUCGUCUUUCAGUUCAAGAACUAGAGCCAUUUUGCGAAUCUGAAUCAUUCAAACCAAACUAGAAAAUUGUUGUGAAAAGACAAGAGUUGCCGCAUGCAGGCCCCCUACCCCCGUAAUUCCCCACCCAAUCCCUUGGACCUUAGGCGCAUUUGUGGCUUCAAUCCUUAAACCAACUUCCAAUAUUGGCUAGAGAUCGAGAAACUCGAUGGCAAAGAUGAGUGUUUCCAGAAGUAUUCACCAGCACGUGCAUAUGUUAUAUUCGCUUUAAAAUUAUCUUAUAUUUUACAUGUACUACUUUUAUUAUUACGCACCCUGUAUAUUGAUUAUUGAUUAACAACUGUUGGCUGCAAACUCUAAUUAUGUUCCGAAACUCAUUCGCCAGCGCUUUGUAUUGUAUUUAGUGUUAAGUGGCAAAGGAAGGCAUAUACGAAGGCAUACACACAUGUACGAAAAAUGAAAUAAUAAACAUGAAAACCAA